AUAAAAGGCUCCAACAAUGAGGUUUCAGAAUAGCGCCUGUGGCUUUCCCAAAGUGGAGCUGAGGAGGCCUGAACCAGGACACUUGCCCUUCUUUGCACCCUAACAGGAUAUCAGUUCACCUGAGAUUCAUUUUUAAGGGAUGAACAGCCAGUACAUGCGCAGGGAAGUCUUCUGCUGCGAGACCUGCGAUGAGCUCAAAAGCUUCUGGGAAAAGGAAAUUAGCAAACAGACUUUUUACCGAGAGCUUGAAGAAGAUCGCCAGGGGAGAAGUGCUCUGAGAAAGCUCCGCGAAGAAUGGAAGCAGAGGCUGGAGAAGAGGCUGAGGAUGCUGGACAAUCCUGAUGAGGAGGGAAAGCAGGCUAACCCUGAGAACUGAGUGUUUCUGGCAGGCCAUCAAGGACAUCUUUUUCUAAGAGGAAAAAGACUUCCAUCUAGUUAUACUGACUUACUAAGCAGAACUUCCCCUGUUUGCUCUCCCACAAGAGAAAGGACAUACAUGUAAACCCCACCCUGUGCUAAUGGGAACUCUCUCCACACAGAGGACAGGGUGACUGCAGGGGUGGGAUGCUUGGAUUGUUUAAUGUGAAAAUCUCUUUGCAUUUGCAGCCUCCCCAGGUUUCAAAGAUCCAUCUGGUUUAAGCUGUUUCUGCAUUCUAACCCUCAUCGAAAUGCUUUCUCUGAGCUUGCUUGAGGCAAUGACCUUCAUUGGCUUCCCCACAUCUCCAGAAAGUGAUUACAAAAUCUUUGUCUCCUUUCCCCCUUUUUUGUGUACACAGAAAUGCCACGGCCUCCGGAAAUAAAACUAGUAUGGGUUUUGAAAUUUUAACAAUGCGGUUUGAAAAUAAACUGAAUUAGUUUUCUCCUCCUA
This is a messenger RNA of Mesocricetus auratus (golden hamster), 868 nucleotides long. RefSeq names its product family with sequence similarity 240 member B (gene Fam240b). The record is from RefSeq and is a predicted model, not a curated record. The transcript is spliced from 3 exons. NCBI's taxonomy places the organism in Eukaryota, Metazoa, Chordata, Mammalia, Rodentia, Cricetidae. Bases 140 to 376 code for a protein of 78 amino acids.